This is a messenger RNA of Colletotrichum orchidophilum, 1176 nucleotides long. RefSeq lists its product as uncharacterized. The transcript is spliced from 2 exons. Bases 1 to 1176 code for a protein of 391 amino acids. Gene Ontology annotation, cellular component: cytosol. Gene Ontology annotation, biological process: cellular response to L-arginine; regulation of intracellular signal transduction. The record is from RefSeq and is a predicted model, not a curated record. NCBI's taxonomy places the organism in Eukaryota, Fungi, Ascomycota, Sordariomycetes, Glomerellales, Glomerellaceae.
AUGAACGCUCAGGUCUCGUUCCUCGAUGGCCACUACACCCUCAUCCACAUCCCCCUCGACCUGUACUCGGUACUCCUGCAACCCAUUCUCCGCGUCCUCCUCCCGCAGACCCAGACCCUCAAGGCGUCAAAAGGCGAGCCGGAACAUGAGUUAGAAGGCCUCAACGCUGAGAGCCAGCAUGGCUUCCUCAACAUCAGCGUCACUCCCAUGGAGUGCUCCAUUGUCUGCCACAGCUCGUGGGCCAAGAACGUUUUUGAGCCGGCAAUUCAGGAUCUCCCAAAAGAUCUUGCCAAAUCCGUAUCGAUAUCCAAAGACACCUAUCUCGUGCUCUCCGUUAUUAGCGCCGGCAUGGACGCGGCGGGCCGUGUUAUGGAAUUGACGUCUCCUCUGGCCCUCGCCGGGAUUCCCAUCUUCUUCAUCACCACAUACUACUCCGAUUUCAUUCUCGUACCGAGCAAGGACAGGCAAACGGUCGUCAAGGCCCUAUUGGCUCGCGGAUUCGAGCUGGCCGACAACGACUCCAACUUUGUCAGCCCCGCCGCCUCGAUACACUCCCGCGGAUCGAGCCAGAACAACGGCCCUCCGUUGACCCCGCCGCCCUCCACGAUCGCUGAGCUGCAAGUGCGCACUUUUGACCUGCUGAAGAAGCGGAGCGUCGCGCCCUACGUUGAGGACAACCUGCUCCUUGUGCAGUGCUCGGGCCGGGAAACCUCGCAGCUUGGGGGCGAACUGUCCCACACUCAGCGACCUUCGCUGAGUCGCCAGGUGACAGGCAACAGCCACCGCCAGACGUGGCUGGACAACAUUGACACGAAGCUGUACACCGCCAUGAUCUCGGCCCUGGUGGCGCGACCGCGCUUCCUCUCCAUCACUCUGGCCCAGGAGGACCCGCCGUCAUUGUUGCUGGAUAAGUCGCUGCUCGGUCUCUUUGGCGAUUCACUUGUUGGUGACACCAAGACGAACCUCACGCCAAUCUUCCUGGAUCUUGAAAGCCUGCCGUUCGAAGCCACUGGUAUCGUCUGUGGUGUGGCUGGCACCCUGGUGCAAGAUAUGCGCACAGGAGACAGCGCGGGACUCUCCUAUCUCUCCACCGCCCGAGCCGGUGCCGUUAUUCUCGAUUGUGAACAGUCGAUACUCGCACUCGACAUCCUCAAGCCCAAGCUAUUCAAGGCCUGA